Molecule: messenger RNA, 3452 nt
Organism: Magnolia sinica
Lineage: Eukaryota; Viridiplantae; Streptophyta; Magnoliopsida; Magnoliales; Magnoliaceae
Product: putative disease resistance protein RGA1
Exons: 2
Coding region: 110-3223 (1037 amino acids)
Biological process (GO): defense response to other organism
Molecular function (GO): ADP binding
Source: RefSeq, a predicted model, not a curated record
AUGGAUCCGGCCUCUUCCAUAUCUUAGAAAGUCCUUCCCCUUUACCAUUUCGUCUGCUCUUCCAACUCAAAUUCCCCCUUUCUUCCCAUCAAUACCAAAAGCAAAAAACAUGGUUGAUGCACUGGUCUCGACUACAAUAGAGAAAUUGGGCAAUGUUCUUGAAGAUGAGGUGCCUUUGUUGGUGGGUGUCACCAACGAGAUCGAAAAGCUUUCCCGUAUGUUCACCUCGAUCCAAGCUGUGGUUGAAGACGCUGAAAGUCGGCGAGUGAAGGAGGAAGCGGUGAAAGUCUGGUUGCAGAAGGUCAAAGACGUGGCCUAUGAUGUCGAUGACAUACUAGAUGAGUGGACGACGGAAGCUCUCAUAUCACAAGAACCCGAUGAAGGUGAUGGGUAUUGUUUCGGCAAGGAGAAAGUAAGAAGCUUCCUCUCCCCUUUUACUUGCUUCAAUCAUGUUGUAUUACGCCACAAAAUUGGGAGUAGGAUAAAGGAGGCACAGAAAAGAUUAGCUUCUAUUGCUGAAGAGAUGAGUCAAUUGGGUAUUAGAGUAGCUGGUGGAGAGAGGGAGAGACUGGAUACUGAAGUUUUGUGGGACGAGAUCAGUGAGCAUGGGACAAGCUCUCUAGUAGACGAAUCAUCAAUUGUAGGCAGAGAUAAUGACAAAAAUGAAGUCUUAGAGUUGCUGCUGAGGGAGAGUAGUGAAGAGGUAAAUAAGGGGCCCGUGGUCAUUUGUAUCGUUGGAAUGGGGGGCGUGGGGAAGACCACCCUUGCUCAGAUGGCCUACAAUGAUGAGAGAGUAAGCAGCCAUUUCGACGUGAAAAUGUGGGUGUGUGUUUCAGACAAUUUUUCUGUGAAACGGGUAACAAAAUCAAUCAUAGAAGCUGCAACCAGGUCUCAUUGUGAGCCACUAGGCCUAGACCAGUUGCAAUAUCGCCUCCAUGAAAUGUUGUAUGCAAAGCGAUUCUUGCUUGUGCUUGAUGACGUUUGGAGUGAAGACAGCGAGAAGUGGGACAGACUGAGAAUUCCCUUGCAAGCCGGUGCAUUAGGGAGUCGAAUAGUUGUAACCACUCGCAGUGGAAGGGUUGCAGCAGUGGCGGGAAGCACCCACAUCCACUAUCUGGCCGUUUCAUCUGAAGAGGAUUGCUGGUUAUUGUUCAGCCAUAGAGCACUCGGGCAUCGGAGUGCAGAAGAGCGUUUAGAGUUGGAAGAGAUUGGAAGGGAAAUUGUAAAAAUGUGUGGAGGGUCACCUCUUGCAGCAAAGAUGAUGGGGAGUGCCAUGCGCUGGAGAAGGACAAAACGCGAAUGGGAGCUUGUCUUGGAAAGCGAGGUGUGGAAAUCAGAUGAUUUCUUGGGAGGUGUCUUACCAGCUUUGUUACUAAGCUAUCGUGGUUUACCUCCUGUUCUGAAGCAGUGCUUCACGUAUUGCUGUAUUUUCCCUAAAGAUCGGUGGCUAGAGAAGGAUAGGAUGGUCAAGUUAUGGGUAGCCCAAGGCUUCAUCUGCUCCAGAAGCGGUGAUAUCGAAGAAAUGGGUGGGCUGUAUUUUGAUGAUUUGUUAAGCCGUUCAUUGCUCCAAGAUGCGGAACUGGAUAGUGAUGGCAAGAUACUCAGGUGCAAGAUGCAUGAUUUAUUUCAUGAUCUUGCGCAAUAUGUUGCAGGAAGUGACUGUUCAAUAGUGGAGAUUGGAGACCAAGCCUCAUUGAACCUAAACAAUGUCCGGCAUUCUUUAUUUGCGAGCAAUGAAGCAGCUUCCAUUUAUAUGGCCCACAAGUUGCGGACCUUGAUACUCGAGUCAGGAAUCCCCCAGGUGCAGCACAAUUUAUUUCAUCAUUUGAGAUGCCUUAGGGCAUUAGAUUUGAGUAAAACUAGAAUUGACAAAUUGCCUCAAACAGUAGGACAGUUGAAACUCUUGGGAUAUCUUGAUUUGUCGGACACAUGGAUAAAGGAGUUGCCAGCAGAGUUGAGUAAUUGCCGAAGACUACAGACCUUGAGACUCAAAGGCUGUUAUUGGCUAGAAAAACUGCCCAGAGAGAUGAAAAAAAUGAUUAGCCUGAGACAUUUAGAAUUAGAAGGUACUGGCCUAAGGUGCUUACCGCAAGGUAUUGGGAGACUAACUGGCAUUCAGACGUUAACAGAUUUCAUUGUGGGGGGUGGGGACGAAGGAUGUAAAUGUGGAGAACUGAAACAACUCAAUCAUCUUCAAGGAAGACUUCGAAUUGCCGGCUUGGAAAAUGUCAGGAGCAAGGACGAAGCUAGGGAGGCAGAACUCGACAAGAAGCAGCACCUUCAUGCUCUAUCCUUAUACUCUGACUACACACGUGUUGAACUGUUGAAUGAUGGGAUCCAGAGGAUGGAGGACAUGCUCGAAAGCCUCCAGCCCCACACAAACUUGAAAGAGUUUAAAAUAUGGUAUUACCAAGGUUCCAAGCUUCCCAAGUGGAUAGAGGAUCCGAGGUUUUCCAGUCUAGCCAAGGUGGAACUCUGGAAAUGUCACAGAUGUAAACAACUGCCACGUCUUGGGAAACUGCCGUCCCUUAAAUACCUUGACAUCGGGGGUAUGGAAGGGGUGACAGACGUAGGUGGUGAGUUUAGUGGGGAUGGUAUCAAUGACGGAAGUGCUGGUGGUGGUGUCUCAUUCCCCAAGCUGGAGACCCUCUUCUUCUUCAAAAUGCCAAAUUGGAAGAAGUGGGAAUUAGGUGGUGGGGAUGGAGAGGUGAUGCCAUCACUUGUCGAAUUAAAAAUAGAUCAAUGCCCAAUGCUAAAGGCGUUGCCCAGCAACCUUCUGCUCAUCCGGAAGCUGACUUUAAACGUACAUGAUGAUCGGAUGUUAUCGGGGGAGCACUUACCUUUCUUCCCCAACCUUAACCAUUUGGUGAUUUCGAACAGUGAUGAUCUGACAUCGCUCACAUGUGGUUGGUUGGGACAACUCAAAGCCCUUCGAACUCUGGAAAUCCGUGAAUGUCCAGAGUUGAGGUCUCUACCAGAGGAGUUUCGACACCUCACCAUGCUUGAAGAAUUGCAGAUCGUGAAUUGUCCUCACUUGGAAAAGCGCUGCCGAACUGUGAACCGUCCACUCUUAGAAAAGCAAUGCCAAAGAAUGGACUGUCCAUGCAUGGACUGUCCGCGCUCAAAAAAUAGCAGCCAAGAUGGAGGAGAAGAUUGUGACAAGAUUGCCCACAUCCCUCAUUUCAGAAUCGUUCCAAGGUAUCAUGUAACUGUUUUACUUUGAAGACUAAUUCGUGCUUUGUUCUAUUAAACAAAAGUUGUUUUCCUAGUCCUAUUUAUUAGAUGUCAAUCGUCUUUUAUUUGUUUCACAUGAUCUUGUUCAUCGUUUUGGAGGUCAGGUUCUUUGUCCCCCUCUAUCUUAUGUAAUUUUUCUUUUCUAUUAAUAAAGCUUGUGGUGGUACCAUCCACCUUCAUCCAAAUUAUGUAUGUAUAUAUAUAUAUAUAUAUAUAAA